AUGGAUCGGCAAGCAGUCAACACCGCACAGCGCGGCCCGAAUCCCCAUCACGUAAAGCGGCGGCUUCCUCCUCCGACCCCCCCCGCCCCGCUUCGAUCGUCGCUACUCAUGAACAGCCUUCUCAUGGAGGCGAUGGUGAAGCCGCUGCAGCGGUACCCAACCCUCGGCGCCACCGUCGGCACCGGCGUGCUAUGCGCCUUCACAUACUGGUGGUACGCCACCUCCAUCCGCAGCACUCUUCUUGCAACGCAGCGCAGUUGCCAGCAGAUGUCGGACAAGGCCUUUCACGAGUGUCGUGAGAUGCUCAAGGCUGGCGAGCGCAGCUGGGGAAGCGAUAUCCGCUCCCGUGAUGCGCAGGUGCGGCGGCUCGAGCUGCAAAACGUUGAGCAGACGCGCAGCGUCGCGCGUCUGGAGUCGGCAAUGAAGAUGUGCCUCAUCCAGAACGCGUAG
Leishmania major strain Friedlin is the source of this 450-nucleotide messenger RNA. RefSeq lists its product as hypothetical. NCBI's taxonomy places the organism in Eukaryota, Euglenozoa, Kinetoplastea, Trypanosomatida, Trypanosomatidae. The coding region runs from base 1 to 450 and encodes 149 amino acids. The transcript has a single exon. The record is from RefSeq and is a predicted model, not a curated record.